Molecule: messenger RNA, 5938 nt
Organism: Entelurus aequoreus (snake pipefish)
Lineage: Eukaryota; Metazoa; Chordata; Actinopteri; Syngnathiformes; Syngnathidae
Gene: shisa6b
Product: protein shisa-6
Exons: 10
Coding region: 384-2390 (668 amino acids)
Biological process (GO): regulation of AMPA receptor activity; regulation of short-term neuronal synaptic plasticity
Cellular component (GO): postsynaptic membrane; AMPA glutamate receptor complex; dendritic spine membrane
Source: RefSeq, a predicted model, not a curated record
GAGGGAGAAGAGAGGAGAAGUGGAGAGAAAGAGAGAAAGAGAGGGAUUUUACCUCACAGCGCAGACGGUUGGCUUUAUCGUGGACCAGACAUCACGGACUCCAUGUGGGGCUUUUAACACAGCACGCCGGACAGCGCCGCCAAUUAAGCCCGCUAGAGAGCCGCCCCCAGCCCGGGCUUCCAUCGGAACAACUCCCGCUCUGGAUAUGCGCUCGUCCACAGAGCGCCCCGCUGCCGGCCGCGAUGACAACCGCCAGUGACUUCCCCCGAGCAUGAAGGCUGCGCACACCACCCAGCGAGGCGGAGAAACUUCUGCAAGACUGAACCCUCCAGCGAACCUUCCCCGGUUGUCACUGUACUGAGACGUGACUUGCAGUGUGCGCCAUGGGGAUAAGACACAUUCUGCUGCUGCUCGUCUAUCUGGACCCGAUGAGCGUGUUGAGCGCGGCUGCGGGUGCUAAAAAAGCCAAGCAGACGCACAGGAAGAUUCCCAAAGCCACAGCGGCGCCCACGGCGGCCCCGGAGCCCAAGACCCCGCUGCCUGUGCCGGUCAGCAACCACGACACCUGCCUGGGUUACUACGACGUGAGCGGCCAGUACGACAAAAUGUUCGAGUGCAACAACACGGACCAUCGCUACUGCUGCGGGACUUGCUACCUGCGCUUCUGCUGCGAGUACAAAAAGGACAGACUGGACCAGAAAGCCUGUAAGAACUACCAGACGCCCGUCUGGGUGCAGACGGCCGCUCCGUCCCAGGCUCCCACGGAGGAGACGUACGUGGACCAAACCAACACCGCCGUCUACAUCACCUGUGGGAUCAUCGCCUUCAUCAUCGUCAUGGGAGUGUUGGCCAAAGUUGCCUAUGACAAAGCCACAGAACCGCCACAAGAAAUGAACAUACACAGAGCGCUUGCAGACAUCCUGAGGCAGCAGGGGCCCAUACCCAUUUCUCAAUAUGACUGUGAGAACUUUGCAGCGAUUAAUGGUUCUUCCAAAGACAACACACCGAUCAGAACCUCCUCCAAGAACCAUUACACUCCCGUUCACACCUCCAAAUCCAAUCACGGUCACUAUGGAAAGGAGAGUGUUCGGAGCAGUGGUGGUGCAGACCUUCAUAACUUCAUCUCCUCUGGGUUUGUCACGUUGGGCCGUGGUCACCAGAAAGGAGAAAAACAUUGGCCGGUCCGCUCCCAAAGUCACCAUGGUACCCAUCAGCACAACUAUAACCAUGUGGCUCUAGGUAGCCCCAUACGCACACCUAAGAACGCCCACCGAUCGCUGAGGCGUGAAAACAAUCGGAUAAGUGGCAUCCUGACUUCGCAGACGGAGCCCUACGACCUGUCUUUUUCACGCUCCUUCCAGAGCCUGUCCCACCUGCCGCCGUCAUACGAGGCGGCCAUCAAAGCCGACCUCAGCCGCUUCUCGUCCUUGAAGAAACUGACAGAUAAAGAAGUGGAGGACUACUAUUCUCGUAAACGCCACCUGCCCGACCUGGCAGCAAGAGGCACUCUUCCCCUUCAUGUUCUUAAAAUCAGCCAAGACCCGCAGCAACAGCUUCAGAGCCAGGCCCAACAGUCCUCCAUCUCACAGGUUUCUACCCAACCACAGUCUUCCCAGCAGCCUUCCCAGCAAAGACAAAGACCCCGUCGUGUCCAGAGAGCCAUGUCUCAGGAUCGGGUUCUGUCCCCAGAGAGAGCCCCACAACAGGAAUACAACACAUCCUCGAAUGGUAUGUCACCCUACGGAGGUCGGAUCCUCUCAGAUGAACAGCUGCUGUCAGCUGAACGUCUUCGAUCCCAAGAGCGACUCCUUCCGCAGGACCGCCAUACUUCCCAAGAACGCCUGUACACCAAGGACCGCAUGUACUCCAAGGACCGAUUGCUCUCACAGGAUCACCUUUACCCAAAAGACCGUCACUACUCUCAAGACCGACUCUACUCACAAGAUCGCCUGUACUCACAAGACCGCCUUCUGUCCCAAGAUCCUCUCCUCUCGCCAGACAAGCUGAUGAUGUCGCUAAAGCGCGGCAUGGUCAGCAGUGCGUCCGGUGGGUUCUACGACAUGGACAAGUCCAUGUCACGUGCCAUUUCGCACACAGAUGUCUUCAUGCCCACCACGCCUCUGAUGGAUCGCUACAAGAUGACCAAAAUGCACUCCCAUCCCAGUGCCUCCAACAAUGGGGGUAGUGGAGCCAGUGCUGGGGCUCUGACAGCGGCGCCCUCAACACACUCAAACACUUUAGCAAUGAACCAGACUGUUAAUAAGCGGCAGGCAUUCGCCACAAGACGGACUCACACCGUGGAACAGCUCCACUACGUCCCCCAGCAUCACCAGCAGCAACAGCCGCCGCAGCACUACCGCACUGGCAGCAAGACUGAGGUGACCGUGUAACUGCAACCGGGAAGUGCCUGAAUUGCACGGACAGUAACACUACUGUGCCAUUGGCUGAAGUAAUCAGGUGUGCUCAUGCUCGAUUAGAAUAGGACGGUGAUGAUUUAGCUUUCUUUGACCCACGUUCCAGGACCAAGAACAUCAACUCGCUUACUGUGAGAGACCGGUAAAAUGAGCUACACUGUAUGCUACAUCCAGAAUACUUUAAUUCAGGAGUUCUCCCUCUCACCUGCAAAACAAUCGCACCACUCUCCGCAUUAUAAUUUCCAUGCACAGGCCCUGGUCUCGUUCUGUGGGUUUUGGUGAGGAAACACUAAUCUUUUCAAGCCGUGAUCAACCCCCUUUUUCCCCAAAAAAUCUAGUGUAUUACCUUUUCUGUAAAAGGGCUUUUCACUGUAAAACCCAAGGAUCCAAUUCCUCAUUGACUUCUGAUGUAUGACACUACAGCACCACAUAUAAUGAACUAUAAUAACAUCAUGAAUAUAUAGAUAAAAUGGACAAAAAAAUAUUUGUACAACCCAUCCUAUUUAUAGCUGUAGAGAGACGCUGAAUUUGAUGUUAUUUGCACUUUUUGGUGCCUCUAACAGAUGUUCAAUUUCUAAAAAAUGACAUGUGGGUUAUAAAGCACAAAUCAUUAAAAAAAAGAAUAAUCAUAUUGUUACUGAAUUUUUAGUGACAGCUAGGGUUUUUGUAAGGCGAUGACAGUUACAGCACCUCAUAAAAGUGAGUACGCCUGCAUAUAUUUUAUUAUAUUAUCAUAUUUCUUCAUGGGAAAAAAAUUAAGACACGUUGAUACAAUUUCAAGUAGUCAGUGUACAUCUUGUGUGACUGUAAAUUACUGUCCACUCAAAAUAACUCAACACACAGCCAAUGAUGUCAAAACCUCUGGCAACAAAAAGUGACUACAACCAAAAGAAGAAUGUCUGACAUUGGGCCAAAUUAUUAAUUUUCCCUGCCAAGUGUCAUGUUUCAAGGUUUCAGGUGUGAAAAGGGAACAGGUGUGUCAUAUUUAGUGUUAUUGCUCUUACACUCUCCCAUACUGGCCACUGGUAAAGUGAAGUGGAGGAGCACAAAGUCUGCAACAUCCACCAUUUUUGUGACAUUGUCAUGGAGGAGUGGAAGAGGAUUCUAAAGGCAACCUGAAGCUGUAAUAAAAUCAAUGCCCAAGAGAGUUAAGGCAGUGCUGGAAAAUAAUGGUAUCCACUAGUGCUGUGCAAUAUAACGAUAUAAUGCAGUACAACAUAAAAAUGUCUAUUGUACGAUAUGACUUAUAUCGUAAUCUAAAAAUGCGACUAAUGUAACUGCAGCAGCACUGCUUCUUUGCAGUAGCAUUUUUACUUCACUUGAAUUAACUUCACGGGAAAAGUCAGUAUGGAUGUCAACAUCAUAGCAAUCUGCUACUAGCAGGCAGGGACAAACCCAACAGAAGCUAAGCCAACAAAACCUGAAGAGGAAUUGCUGCCAAAAACGAUGGACGAUGAACUCCUUUGUUUAGCUUUGGCUUGGAUUAACAAACGUCAGUGGCCGCCUGAACGGUCAUUUUUUAAAAUAUGCCGCCAACAAGUCGUUGCCAGUCACCUGAACACGUCUCAUAUUUUUUUUAUCACUCAAAGACACGUUACAUGGAACAGUACGGAGACAGUGAAAAAAUGUGACAAAAUGCCAAAACCACAAAGUGUUAUCACCGUCUAUGACGAGCAGUCCCGUAGACACCAAGAAAUGUUUCUAAAGUCUCUAAAUUCAUGUUUUGACAUGGCUCGAGUAUACACUGUUGAAAAAAAGGGUUGGCACUAAAAUUGUCUUGUCUUGUUUAUAAUAUAAGUAAGUACAUCUUAUUUAUAAAGCGCUUUUCACAGAUAAAAUCACAAAGCGCUGUACAAAACAUAGGUGAAGUAAAACAACAAUUCAAUUAAAACAACAGGGGCAACAUCAUAAAAAGGAUACAAAGUGGAUUACAAAUGAUAGUUCAAAGGUGCAUUAACUAAAAGCUUUACUAAAAAGAGAAGUUUUCAAAUGUUUCUUAAAAGUUUCAACACAGUCAAGAUCACGGAGGGACUGGUGCAAAUUGUUGCAGAGUCUGGGAGCUAUAGCCUGGAAUGCCAGGUCUCCACAGGUUUUAAAACACGUUUUUGGGAUCUUUAGAAGACCCUGGCCUAAAGACCGGAGGCUGCGCCCUGAGGAGUAGGGGGCAUAUCAAGUCAGUGAUGUACUGAGGGGCCCCACCAUGCAACGCACGGAAUGUCAAGACUAAAAUCUUAAACUCAAUGCGGAAUUAUUAACGGGGGAAGCCAAUGAAGACUAGAUAAAACGGGGGAGAUGUGGGCUGUUGUGGGUGCACUGGUCAACAGUUUGGCAGCUGCAUUUUGUACAGUCUGAAGUCUCUUUAGCGUUGACUUGUUGAAGAGAGUGAAAAGAGACAUGCAAUAGUCAAUGCGAGACGAAAUAAAAGAAGAAAAUAUGACCAAAAGUAAAACUAAUUUAAUGUGUGCAUAAAAAUAUAAUUUAAAUAACAAACACUAUAUCUUAAUAUAUAUCAUUAUUGGGAUAUAAAUUACCCAUCCAUCCAUUUUCUAUUGCUUGUACCUCGCCUUCCGCAUUCGGGUACACCCUGGACAAGACGCCACCUCAUCACAGGGCUAACACAGAUAGACAGACAACAUUCACACUCACAUUCACACACUAGGGCCAAUUUAGUGUUGCCAGUCAACCUAUCCCCAGGUGCAUGUCUUUGGAGGUGGGAGGAAGCCGGACUACCCACGCAGUCACGGGGAGAACAUGCAAACUCCACACAAAAAGACCCGGAGCCCGGACUUUUACUGUGAGGCACACACACUACUCCCUGUGCCACAGUCCUGCCUAAUUUACCCAUAUGAGGAUAUUUAUUUGUUGUCGAUAUCGCGCAUGUAUACAAGUAAAAUAUUGACACUUUGGCCCAAUUUAGAAAUUGUACUCACUUUUGUUGUGAGUGUUUUAGACAUUAAAGGCUGUGUGUUAUUUUAGGAGGAAUUUACACUAAGCAGUCCACUGACCACUUUAUAUUGUAUUAAAGUGAAAAUAUAAUACAUAUUUGCAAAAAUUUAAAGGGUGGAUACUCACUUUUGCGAGGGACUGUACUGUAUAUAUAUACACACACACACACACACACACACACAUAUUUUGGGGGUUUAUUUUGCUUCUAGUCUGUAAAUAAGCUAUACUAGAAAAAGUGUUUUUGGCAAGUCUGAACUGAAUGGACUUUGAUUUAGACUGUCGGUUGAAAGUAGAUUCUUCAAAAGAACAACUAUAAAUGAUCACUGUUUUGUUAGUUCAGAUUAGAACCCCACUUAACCAAGUAUUUGACAGGAUAAAUGACUACUAUACUGUGUGUUUCUUGCAGAACUUUGUAUUGAGAAAAGGAAUGAAUGUGUUGUUAAUAACAGAUAUAUUGCUCAUACUUGGAUGUAUACUGUUCUCCAUUGACAUCCCCCAAGUUGAACAUCAUGGAAAUGGAUUAUAAUGCUUGUAGUAACAAAUAAACCAUCCAUAUUUUUCUAACUAUUAAAUAUUGA